Talaromyces rugulosus is the source of this 2970-nucleotide messenger RNA. RefSeq lists its product as uncharacterized. Gene Ontology annotation, molecular function: ATP binding; ATP-dependent protein folding chaperone. NCBI's taxonomy places the organism in Eukaryota, Fungi, Ascomycota, Eurotiomycetes, Eurotiales, Trichocomaceae. Gene Ontology annotation, cellular component: endoplasmic reticulum chaperone complex. The transcript has a single exon. Gene Ontology annotation, biological process: negative regulation of hypoxia-induced intrinsic apoptotic signaling pathway; endoplasmic reticulum unfolded protein response; cellular response to hypoxia. The record is from RefSeq and is a predicted model, not a curated record. Bases 1 to 2970 code for a protein of 989 amino acids.
AUGGCCUGCACGAGUCGGCGGAGGAAUAUGUCAUUCGUGACAUAUUCCCCGUUUUUCACAUUGGUCCUUGCGCCUUUCCUUCUCUUCCUACUUUGUCUCCCUGCACCAGCAUCAGCUGCCGGCUCAGCUGUUCUGGGUAUCGAUAUCGGAACCGAGUACCUCAAAGCCGCCCUCGUGAAACCUGGUAUCCCACUCGAAAUCGUCCUUACGAAAGACUCGAAGCGCAAAGAAUCGGCCGCAGUUGCUUUCAAACCUUCCCGCGAAAACGGCGCUCCUUUUCCCGAACGAUUCUACGGCGGAGACGCCCUCGCUCUCGCUGCCCGCUUCCCCGAUGAUGUCUACGCGAACUUGAAGGUGCUUCUUGGAAUCUCAUUUGGAGAUGGUAAUGAAGCCGUGCAAACCUAUAGCGACCGGUACCCCGCGCUCCAACUCGAACAAGCCCCAGGUAUCCGAGACACCGUUGGGUUCCGCAGCAAAAAGAUAGGGGACGGCGAGGGAACGUAUACAUUCUUGGUCGAAGAAAUUCUCUCUAUGCAGCUGAAACAAUUGAGGGCAAAUGCCGAAGCACUGGCUGGCAACGGCGCAACUAUUCAAGAUGCUGUUAUUACCUAUCCUGCCUACUAUACCGCCGAAGAGAAACGAAGCGUUAAAUUGGCUGCAGAGUUGGCUGGCCUAAACGUUGAGGCUAUGAUUAGUGAUGGCUUGGCCGUUGGAUUGAAUUACGCAACUAGUCGAACCUUCCCCAGCGUCUCCGAUGGUCAGAAACCGGAAUACCAUUUGGUUUAUGAUAUGGGAGCGGGCUCUACUACCGGAACUGUUCUUAGAUUCCAGAGCAGAAACGUGAAAGACGUCGGCCGUUUCAACAAGACUGUCCAGGAAAUUCACGUCCUCGGUGCUGGUUGGGACAGAACACUGGGCGGUGACGCUCUCAACGAGCUCAUUGUGAAUGAUAUGGUCAACAAACUUCUAGAGAAUAAGAAACUCAGUGAAGGAACCACCGCCUCAAAGAUUAAGUCUCACGGCAAAACAAUGGCAAAGCUUUGGAAAGACUCUGAGCGUAUCCGCCAAAUUCUUAGCGCCAAUACUGAAACAGGCUCCACCUUUGAAGGCUUGUAUGAAGAAGAUGUCGUUUUCAAAUAUAAGAUCACCCGGUCUGAAUUCGAAACUUUGGCAAAGGAACAUGCUUCGAGAGUAGGAAAACCCAUUGAGGAUGCUCUUGCUGCGGCAAAUAUUAAAUUGAGUGACCUUGAUUCCGUUAUUCUCCACGGUGGGGCUAUCAGAACGCCAUUUGUGCAAAAGGAACUCGAAAAAGAAUGUGGUGGCUCCAGUUUGCUCAGAACAAGCGUUAAUGCCGAUGAAGCCGCUGUGUUUGGUGCAGCUUUCAAGGGCGCUGGAUUGAGUCCCAGCUUCAGAGUCAAGGACAUCCGCGCUGUGGAUGCGGCCACUUAUGCUGUCAAAGUCAAGUGGGACUCCGACGGAAAGGAAAGGCAGCAGAAGCUCUUCACGCCCACUUCUCACAUCGGUGUUGAGAAACACCUAACCGUGAAAAACUUGGACGACUUCGAGUUCAGCUUCUACCAACAAAUUCCUUUCGGCGAUGACGAGAAUGAUGCGCCUGUGCUGGGAGUAGCUACACAGAACCUGACGGAAUCUGUGAAGAAAUUGUCUGACGAGUACUCAUGUGCACCAGCCAACAUCACCACCACAUUCUCCGUCCGCCUCAACCCCGCUAGUGGCCUCCCUGAGAUCACUAGUGGUUCUGUUAGCUGCGAAGUAGACGCCUCUAAAAAGGGAAGCGUUGUUGAUGAUGUCAAAGGUUUUUUCGGUCUUGGAAAAAAAGACGAGCAAAAACCAUUACAGGAAGAAGGCGAAUCUGUCGAAUCGGUUACUCUCCAAGAGGAGCCCUCGACACCGACCGAGGCUAGCUCAUCUACCACGCAGACCUCUGACGCUUCAUCGGCACAAGAGACAAAGCCAGCAGAAUUGAAGGUGAAGAUCGAAACCAUUCCGAUCAACCUCAAGUCCACUCUUCUCGGACGCCCUACUCUGUCAUCAGAAGAACUCACACGGAUCCGGGACCAUUUGGCUGCGUUUGAUGCAUCCGAUAGAAGCCGCGCUUUAAGAGAAGAAGCACUCAACGAGCUCGAAGCGUUCAUUUAUAAAGGUCGCGAUUUAGUAGACGAUGAAGAGUUUGUCAAAACCCUGAAGGGAGAUCAGCUUUCGCUUUUGAAAGAGCGUGUCGAAGCUGCGAGCGAAUGGCUUUAUGGCGAUGGAGCAGAUGCAAGUACCAAAGAAUUCAAGGAGAAGCUAGGAUCUUUAAAUGAAAUCGUCAACCCCGCUCUACGGAGAAAGAAGGAGAACUCUGAGCGUGAAACCAAGGCCAAGAUCCUCAAAGAACUGCUCAGUGGCUCAAAGUCAGUCGUGGAUCUGGUUGAGCUCCAGAUCAAGAGCGACGAAGAUGCGUUUUCUUCACUAGUUGCUGAGAGCUCAACCUCGACGGUGGAAUCAUCAGAGACCAGCUCUACCACCGCAACUGCUUCUGCUACUGAUGGCGGAAUUGAUUUGGACGACGACCCUUACUCGUCCUCCACCACGAUUACUGCCACAUCUGCGAACGCUGUUCCCACAGCACCCACGUAUUCCAUGUAUACUCCACAGGACUUGGCUUCUUUGAAGACCGUUCUGGAAUCCGUGAAUGAAUGGUUCGAUACACAAAGCGCGCUUCAGGAGAAGCUUACCGAGUCUGACGAUCCCGCCUUGACCGUGGCUGACAUGGACUCGCGACUACAAGAAGUUGAGCGCAAACUACAACACAUAUAUGGCAAGAUGGGUGCCAAAAAAUCAGGAAGCGACUCGUCCGGCUCGAAGAAGAAGAAGGGCGACGGCAAAAAGAAGAACGGUGGCAAGAGUAAAUCGAAGACGGAAAAGACAUCUUCCAAAGCUAAACCGACGGCAAAGGACGAGUUGUAA